Strongylocentrotus purpuratus (purple sea urchin) is the source of this 2978-nucleotide messenger RNA. RefSeq lists its product as uncharacterized. The transcript is spliced from 5 exons. The record is from RefSeq and is a predicted model, not a curated record. Lineage: Eukaryota; Metazoa; Echinodermata; Echinoidea; Camarodonta; Strongylocentrotidae. Bases 1 to 1308 code for a protein of 435 amino acids.
AUGCAUCCCAAAAAGAUCUACAAACGAGCAUCUACACUGCCAAAGGAAUCACCUCGCAAAGGCGCUUCUGCUGCUGACGACGACGCUGAUAUCGGCGAGAUUUCUCAAAUGCUUGACGACGAGUUUAUGCAGCGUAUGGAACUGGAUGAUUCGGAAAUGCAUGAUCCUCCAAAAAUCAAGAAAACUGCAAGACCACUAGAGGGAAUGGACUUAGAUGGUAUGCAUCCAAUUAGGCCUGGAGUAGCUGGAGUUCAAGCCAAAGAUGCAAAGCCUGUUGAUGAUCCAGCCAUCAGGGAUUCUGAUCUAUUUUCCGUCUUGGGACAGGAUAUAUUACAGCAGUUUGACUUUGACGACAGCGCCAUGCAUCCCAGAGGGGUUGCUAAGCAACCGUCUCGUUCCUCUACAAAGUCCAGAGCUCUUGAGAUGGACGAGCGCGUCAUGCAUCCCCAUGCUGCCAACAGGGAGCAGCAAAAGGACACUCCUGCGAUAGAACCAUCAAAGGAGGAAGAUCCUGACAUCUCAACCGAGCUUGGUGAAGAUUUCAUGCAACAGUUUGAGCUCGAUGACAGUCUCAUGCACCCAGUCGAUGGCCGCGUAGAGUGGAAGAAGUCGUCUUAUUACAACGGCAGGGAUAAAACCGCAGGCCUUCGAAUGCAUCCGAAGGCGGCUCCUCAUCAGCAACAAGGUGCGGAGGAUGUUGUGAAAGAAGACGAUGUGGAUGAUGAAAUCGAUGCCGAUGAGGAACUCGGACACGAUUUCAUGCAGCGUAAGGAACUAGAUGGCUCUGGCAUGCACGAUCCGAAUUGGCAACAUCGGGAAGAUCCUGAGAAGUUCCAGAGGAUCAGGAGGAGUAAUUCCCGUCGCUUAGACCGGGGCAUAGGCUUCCCACUACACGCUUCUUGUGGAUUGAAUUGGGUAUUUGGAAUGAACUGUUCCUCAGUUUCUAAGGCUCUCGAGCAACAGAUCGCGAAGUGGAGCACCAAAGAUAAUUGCGCUGACGGAGGAGAGAAAUGCCUCUACAAACUUGUAUCCUCCAAUGCUACGACCCUACUUGCCACUCACGAGACACCGGAGAACCACUACUUUGAUGACCUCAGCUUCCAGUUUACAAAGGGCUCUGAAACCUGUAAAGUUUAUGGAUUUUCAACGUCAGAAACAUGGUAUGCCGUGCUGGACAAAGGAACCAACUACUGUAAUCUUCACAACUUGAUCACAGGAAGCGGUUUGAACAAUACACCUGGCUACAAAGAAACGACAACGGACAAUAUCUGUACUCAGUUCUCGUCUGCAGAUUGUGAUGUUUAUUGAGGGACUCGCUAAAUCACAUAUGUUCCUUCACAUCAAUUAAAAGCAUAGAACACUGACCAGUCCAACUGAAUAGAAGAUGUCAUCGAAUAUAAGGGUUUACAUCUAGCAAAUUAUCUCCAAAAUUUAAUUUCACUGGUUUUUAAUAAAAGAUGCACCUAUUUGCUGAAUAUAAUCUUGCAAAGUACUAAUCAGAGCACAAAUCAUGGGCAUACAUUGUCUGCAUUUUUCAAAAUUUCAUACUUUUUAUGUGUUUUGUUGUGCAAAUUUCUUCCUUUUGCUGGGAAAUUUUACCGUGCAAGGAAAGCAGCACCAAGUGAUGUCAUUAAAUUAUGUAUGAUUAGUCAAUUCAUAUAGAUCAAAUAUAUAAGUAAGAGAUAUAUACAUGUAGAUUUAUUCCUUAAAGGUUUGACAUAUAUGUAUAUGUAUGCAUUGAUUGUAGCUAUAAUUCAUGCUCAAUUUCAAAUGCAAAAAAAUCUUGUUUUAAAAAUUUGUGCAGUGAUCUAUGCCCGAUACUCAUUCUAAUAAAUAAAUGUAGCAGUAAAUGCUAGAAAUAUUAUAGCAAUUGCGAGCAAAUACCAGCAAUGUACAGUCAAAUCCGUCGUAGUGACCACCUCUAUAUAAAGGCCACCUAUGUAGUGGUCUCCUCCUCUCUAAGAGAAAUGUGUGGAGUAAAAUCUGUCUAGAAAGGCCACCUGUCUACAGUGGCCUCUAUUGUUAACCUUGUAUUGCCUUAAGGCUUUAUAGACAGGUUUGACAAUUUAAAAUUUUCUAGUUGACUUGACAUUUUGAAUAGAGCAGAUCUGGAAUAGAGAAAUAAGUUGUAAUACUUUUUGUCAAUUACUUAUAUUGAAUAUUUUUAUCAAGGAUUUCACUUGAUAACAUGUUUCUUUUUUUCCUCACUGAAAUGCUAAGUACUUAAGAUUGUUUAUCAGAGAUUGUACUUACAUGUAGAAUGUAACACUUGUUAGAGGUGCAGGGUCAGUUAAUGAAUUUAGCCUUCCAAAUUUCAAUACUUAAUACAUAAUACAUAAUAUACUGUCUGUAACAUUUAGCAGAAACAUAAGUGAAUUUUAGUGUAAGAAAAUAUCAACUUCAUUAUGUAGUCUACUUGUGUUGUUUGUAAUUCUUUUCAUAUAGUUUUAUAACAAAUAAAAGUAAAUUCAGAUUACCUAGAUUAACUUGUCUCAUAUUUAAGGAAGUAAAACUUCAUGCACACAUAAUAACUACAUCAUCAUUUUAUGAUGCACAAGUUCUUGAGCGCGCUAAUUUUCAAUUUUUUAAGGACAUGUUUUUUUUAAAUACCGGUAUUCAUUUAUUUGAUUUUCAUAUUCUUGUUCAUGUGAGCCUGUGCAAACAACAUCUGAACUUUUACUAGAUCCAGGCAAUAUAAAUAUGUUGUAUUACACUGUAUUUUAUUAUUAUUAUUAUUAUUUCCACUUUUUUUUAAUUUUAAAAAUCAUAAUAAUAUCAAAGUAAUAAUAAUUAUUAAUAUUAUUAUCACUAUUGUCAUGUAUUUACAUUUCGGUAGGUCAGAAAUUACUUUAUUAGGAGGAGUUGAGAGGUAUGAACGGAAUAUGCAAUGCAUGUGUAGUGUAAAUGUCAUUAGAAUUCAUGAAUAUGUUUCUUAUAUUAAACAUUUGGUACAAUUAAUAAAAACAUUAAGAAUUGCA